Messenger RNA from Pomacea canaliculata, 1701 nucleotides. RefSeq names its product proton-coupled folate transporter-like. Lineage: Eukaryota; Metazoa; Mollusca; Gastropoda; Architaenioglossa; Ampullariidae. Gene Ontology annotation, cellular component: membrane. Gene Ontology annotation, molecular function: transmembrane transporter activity. The coding region runs from base 62 to 1654 and encodes 530 amino acids. Gene Ontology annotation, biological process: transmembrane transport. The transcript is spliced from 6 exons. The record is from RefSeq and is a predicted model, not a curated record.
CCUCUCGCAAAACGCAACAGAUAUUUACUCCUUCCUCUCGACCAUCGCACCAAACCAAAGGAUGGCAGCCGAAGGAAAACUUGUCAGUGGCAGGACGAGGAACGAACCGUCAUCGGGACAUCCACACGGUGUUCAAUGUCAACAGGAAGUCAACGGCGCAAUGACCAGCAUCAACCUUGGGAUGUCUGAUAACGAGAAGCAGGAACCGGAAGGACGAAACUUGUUGCAGCGACAUGCGUUUGUCGUGACGUACAUGAUGAGCAACAUGCUGGACGACCUGCAAGCGGCGGUCAAGGGUCAGUUCCGCUACAACUUCUUCCACAACCUCUACGCGUCGCAACUGUCGAAGUUCAACAUCACCAGAGAAUGCGGUGUUGCACUGAUGCCAGAGGUGCAAGAGAUUGAAAACAGCAUCAGUCGCGAGACGAUCCAGUGGGAGAUGUACAGCCAGUACGUCACCACCCUGCCAUGCAUCGUCGCCGCCUUCAUCAUUGCCCUGAGGUCAGACCGCAUCGGUCGUCGCCUGGGUUAUCUCCUCCCGUACGUCGUCAUGACGCUGGACUUCAUGCUUCUCGCUGUCAUCAUUCGACUAAAACUGCACUUUGGUUUCACACUCGUUGGUGAUUUUAUUAAGAGCCUGUCUGGAGGAUACAUCGCCAUGAACCUCACAGCCUAUGCGCUCAUCUCAGACACGCACGGGAAGAAAGGCGAAGCUGAGAAAGAAAGCUCUCCGUCCGAUAAUGAGAAAAGUCAGAAGGAGGACAGCGAUGAGCUGGACAUGUCACGGGAGAAUCAAAGGGCUUUAAAAAUAGUGUCGCUGACAGUUGCAAAAACCUUUUUGUCUAGCCUUCUCUCCCUUGUCACUGGCUACAUCAUCCAAAGAACGGGUUCUUUUUACACCCUCUGCGGCGUCAUCGUCCUGAAGAUCCUUCUUUUCACCUUUGCUUACACUUUCAUCGCCGAGACUAGCCAGCAAAAGAAAAGCUCGGGUUUCUUCGCGCCCGUCAAGACGAUUUUCCUGACGACAAAAAAUCCGAGAAAGAGACGAACCCUCCUGCUGGUCAACUUGGCGGCUAUUUUUACUGUCGUGUCCUACGUGACGGAGUUCGAAGUGAUGAGGAUCUAUCAGAUGAGUCCUCCAUUUUGUUUGAACUCCGUGGACCUGGGUCACGUGUCCAGCGAGACUCGCUUUCGAGCCAUCGUGACCAUUCCCCUGCUGUGGCUGUGGCGAAAAAUCGGCCUCACAGAGUCCACCAUUGCCGCCAUCGGUGUCGUCUGCGAGAUCAUCGGGACUGUGCUUCUGGCCACCGUUCGCAAGAUCUGGGUUUUCUUUGCUGCGCCGAUCAUCGCUGUUCCUGGCCUUCUGUGCUCUUCCAUGACAAAGAUCAUCAUCUCGCGACUGGUCGGACGUCAAGCCCUCGCAUCAUCCUUUGCUGCAAUGUUGGCUAUUGAUGAGUUGUUUGGUUUUGCUGGAGGGCAAGCUGGCAGCUACUUGUACAAGACAUUUAUAGACACCGUGCCUACCGCCACCUUCUAUAUGGCCACAGCCACGUUUACCGUGUCUGCAAUAAUGUACACCAUCGAGUCCAUUUUACAACAUUCAUACGCGAAGAAAGACGCCAGUGGACAAUCAACAGUUCCGGUAUCACCCUAACGAGGAAAAGUCCCAUCUUUUCUUUGACAAAUAUAUUAUUUCGACAA